Lasiosphaeria miniovina is the source of this 1230-nucleotide messenger RNA. RefSeq lists its product as uncharacterized. The coding region runs from base 1 to 876 and encodes 291 amino acids. NCBI's taxonomy places the organism in Eukaryota, Fungi, Ascomycota, Sordariomycetes, Sordariales, Lasiosphaeriaceae. The record is from RefSeq and is a predicted model, not a curated record. The transcript has 4 exons.
AUGUCCAUGGCAUCAAUCAAGCGCCCAUCUCUAGGCCAGAUUGCAGACCUCGGUGAUUUUUACGACGCCUGCACCGACUCUUUUACUUCCAUUUCCCUCCUGAAGGGAUCGCCUCCGCCUACGACGGUGCGGUGCACCGAUAAUCCAGGCACCGAGACGGAAGUCCUCAAGGAAAACUCAUUUGGAGAAAAGUUCCGCGGGCUUAAGGUGGAAGCCGACCUUGGAGCUAGUAUCCUCUCGGGUCUGAUAUCCAAUACCACUGUCCAUGAGAAGCUCAACUUGGGUGCCUUCUUGACCCCCGAGCUUCGCUCUCUCUUGAACUCCGAUGCUCUGCGCGGCAAUCUCGGCACGCACGUUGUCUGCGAAAUCGAGUGGGGAGGCUCGAGCGCUGUCAUAGCCAGAUGUGAGAUUGAAGACGCGAGCGAUGCCGAGGAAGUGCAGGCCAAGUUGGGCGCAGGUCUUGAAGAGCUAAACAAGAUUGUCGGUGCCGGCGCCGCAGCAAAGGGCGAUUUCCAAGCUAGACGACGGAAGAGGUCAACGCAAGCCAACUUCGGCAUCAAAGCGCUUGAGGAUCACCGUGCCGUUGCGAAGGCCUACGAAUACUGCCUCCCAACCGACCAUCUGAGCGAGGUUUCCAGCCGCCUCUGCCAGGCCAAGGCCCGCGGAGCGAGUCUCCGAAAAGACCACGAGCCUUCGCUUGAAUAUAUCGGGUCGGUGGUCAGGCAGCAUCGGGAGAGGAUGAAAUUUGCAAGCACCAUUGUCUCCAAGGGUGCUCACUACGUCGGGCACAACGCGACAGAACUGGACACCCUUAUCAUGGGCAACGGCAAAAGCGACAGGUACGUUCUCUACUUCAACGAACAGGUUCAGUCGUAGACAGAGCCUUGGCAGGCGAUUAGGAGACUCAUGGAGUCGCUUGAAUCUAAGGGCGAACAUGACUAAGUGAUUGUCUACGACUGCGAUCUGGGGGCGCGUAAGAUUAGCGAGCUUUCUGUAGAGCAGUACUGCGGCGGCAAGCUCGUUGUGAAGAAUCUGGUCACAACACGUCGGUUCCUGGAAGACCGUUGUGUGAUCCGCUUCUCGCCGGGGGUUUUAGACCCUUCCGACGUUGUUCCCCCUGUCCAGCGGAGGAAGUUGAAAAUUCGCUGUCCUGGAACCAGUUGCUCAACCGCAAAACACGUUUGGAUCUGCGAGCGGUGUAGAUGGUCGGUUGAGUUUGGGUUCGUCGAC